ACCUGAAGAGAAGUUGCAGAAUUAUCUGUAACAAGUCUGUAUAAAUUAUCUGAUGAUACACUACAUCAUUGAAGGAAUCUUAGAAAGAAUCAUGAAAGAGCUGAAAUUGGCAUCUACGGUUCUCAAUAAUAUUGAUAUUAGGAUGAUAAGUAGAGGAUCUUUGAAGGCUUGAAGUGAUCACCAAAGAAGAAGCAACGCUAAAUUUCUCGAGGACGAGAUGGGUCUCAGAGAGGAUGAUAAGUAGAGGAUCUUUAGAAGCUUGAAGUGAUCAUCAAAGAAGAAGCAAUUGUAAAUUUCUCCAGGAAGAAUUCCUCGAGGACGAGAUGGGUCUCGGAGAGGAUGAUAAGUAGAGGAUCUUUGGAAGCUUGAAGUGAUCACCAAAGAAGAAGCAACGCUAAAUUUCUCCAGGAAGAGUUUCUCGAGGACGAGGAGAUGAAUCCCGGAGAGGAGUGAAUUCUCGAUUCCCUCCGAGUCAUCGAGGAAUGACGAUGUCGGCGACGGUGUCACCGGCGAAACCCGCGCGCGGACGCGGCCCGGCUGACGGCCGGGCGUUCUUCGAGACGCUCUGGCGCGGCGGCAACUUCCUGUUGGACCGGCAAAAGGUGUUGAAGCGCUCACGCAAACGCAAGUUGCAUCACGCGGCGGCCAAUAACGGGAGGAGGAAACACCAGCAGCAGCAGCAGCAAUUGCUGCAGCUGCAGCGUCAGCACUGCUGCUGCUGCCAGCGCAUUCAGCUGCACCUGCUCGCCGGACGGCGAAGCAACGUGCGCUCCGUCGUCAGCGUACGGGAGACACACCAGAUCGCCGAGGCGCAGCAGGAGAAGAACGCGAAGCUGCGCGAGGCGUUCGGCAUCUCCGAGUUCUUUGUGGAGGGCAGUAGCCUAGACCCGGAGCGGCACGCGCGCGAGGCGGAGGCGCGAGCCGCCGCCGCCGCGAGCAAGGUCUACGAGCUGGUGCGGACACCGAGCCCGGCGCCGCCGCCGCCGCCGCCUCCGCCGCCCCCGCUGCCGCCGGACGCGGCCUCCGCCGUCGCGGCCUCCUCCGGAGCCGCCGAGAAGAAGAAGCGGAAGCGCUCCGGUAGCACCAGCGCGAAGAAGAAGAAGAACAAGAAGCACAAGGCGCGGGAAAGGUACAGCAAACGUAAACGAUCCGAAAGUCCGGCCCCCAAGUCCGGCAAGAAAAAAGAGAAGAAAAAAAAGAAGGAGAAGAGGCAUAAGAAGCCGGAAGUCACGUCAUCGGAUUCGAGCGACAAUUCCGACGAUAGCAACUCGUCCGAGGCUGAGUCGAAAAAGAGGAAGAAAAAGAGAAAGAAAAAGCUCAAAGUCGAGGGAAAGGACAAGCAUGAGAAAAAGAAGGGUUCAACUAAACGGAAACGCCAAUCAUCCGAAAGCUCCACAGAUAGCUCUAUGGAAAGACCGAAAAAAUCUACGAAACAUGAGAAAAAUGCUGCGGGGGACAAGACAUCUAGAAACGAGGUUUCCGAAAAUGUCGCGACUUCCUCGCGGGAACCUCCUCGAUCGACCCGAUCGCCGAAAUGUGCGGACCGAACAACAUCUCGAAACGAGACUCCACCUUUGCCGCCAUCGGUUAAAUCAAAGAAAGAUUCCCCGACAAAGAAAAGCACGACGGAAAAGCGAGAUAAGUCGCCAGUCAGUCACAAUAGAAGUUCCCCAUCGCACAAGCGACACAGAUCAUCCUCUAGAAGCAGGACUGACAGAGGCGAUAGAGGAAGGUCUCCUAGAAGAUAUUCGAGAUCACGUCGCACGAGUCCGUCUCCCAAACGAAGAAGGGGAUACUCGAGGUCACCCAGGAGGCACAGUAGAUACUCCGUGUCCAGGAGCAGGAGCCGCUCCAGGUACGAUCGUUACGGAUCUUCCCGCAGGAGGCCCGCAUCACCUCCGAGGCGCAGAGAGGCUGAUUCUCGGCGUAGAUCGCGUUCACCGAGGCGACAGCAACGUCGACGAUCCCGAUCACGAUCCACCUUGAGCUAUUCGCCGGUGAGAAAGAAUCCAGAGCGUUACAGAGACAUCCUGGAGGACCGAAAGCGAUCGGAUCAGAAGAGGAAAACAAAGACUAAUAAGAAAUCACGCUCGACAUCACGAAGCAGAAGAACGCAACAAGUAGCGAUCGCGCCUAGAGUGAGCCUGAGAUCGUCGAGCGAGGAUGAAGCCGAAUUGGCGGACGAAGAGCAGCCCGGCAAACAGCAGCAGCAACAACAACAGCAAGAAGAAGACGAAGAGAGGACGAGAAUUAUGGAGCUGAAUACUUUGAAACGAUUGCAGAGCGGUUUAGCAGCGAAGGCGCGGGAGACGCUAGAGAAGAAGGUAAUCACUCCCGUGAAGAUCAAGAUCGAGAGGCGAGAAGACAGUGUGUUAGAUAUCGCUCUGCCGAAUGAACCGCCGAAAACCAGCGCGCCCAUCCGAGAUAGAUCCGAGGAACCGGUGCAGCAGGCUCUUCCGAUCAUUCAAUCGCCUGUGUCCAGCAGAUCGCCCUCGCCGGCUCUACCUCUCACCCGCGAGGAGGCAGCGAUCAAGAUCAGAUCGCCGAGUGAGUCACCACCGCCACUACCGUUACCUCAGCAGCCUGGAGACAAGGUCGAUUCUGCAUCUUCUGGUAGCGUGAAGAUCAAGAUGAAUCGUCGAUCAUCUAGAUCACCAAGUUUCUCCGGCAAAAAAGACUUGACGCCGAUCGCGUCGUCGAGAAAAGAGCCAGUAUCCAAGAGCAAAUCGUCUUCUCGUUCUCCCGCGCCGACGAUUACGUCCAAAGAGGAUAACGCGACGAUGAAACUACGUUCGCCGAGCGAAUCGCCGCCACCAUUGCCGAGCGCUUCGCUAGCUAGAUCAAAUCAGCGCUCGAGAUCGCCGAAGAAGAGCAAAUCGUACUCCAGAUCGGCGUCGAGAUCGUGCACGAGAUCACCAUCCGUGAACAAAGCGAGGUCUUCCAGAUCUCCGUUCGGAGACAAGAAAUCGCGAUCCCGUUCGCGGGGCAAGAAAUCAGCCUCGCCGGAUCGGCGACUCGCUCGCUCGACCUCUAGAUCGGUCUCCAGGACGAAGAAGUCGUCGCCGAAGGCAAGAACGAAACGCUCAUCCCGCUCGAGGUCUUCCUCGACGGAAUCGAAGCGCACGAGUGCGUCGAGAUCGCCCUCGAGGGGCAAGAAAUCCGCUUCGCGAUCCAGAAGCAGAAAUCGAUCGUUAUCGAAGAGAAGAUCGCGCAGUCGCUCCUCACUCUCCAAGAACUCCAGAAGCAGAUCGCUGUCGCAGAAGAGGUCGCGCAGCCGUUCGUUGUCCAAGAAAUCCAAGAGUCGCUCGCGAUCGGCGUCGAGGACAUCCAGGGACAAGGACAAACGCAGCCGCACGAGGAGCAGUUCGCGUUCUUCCGUUCGGUCGAGACACAGUCGAAGCAGAAGCUUCUCCAGCUCGUCAAGAUCGUCGAGCAGCGUCUCCAGUCGGUCCUCGCGUUCUAGCUCCAGCAGUUCCGCCUCCACCAGAUCACGCUCGCCGUCUAUACCUCGACGUCACGGUUCGCCCAGCUUCCUCGAUAGACGGCGCAUCACAAGCGCGAGGAAGCGUCCAAUUCCGUAUCAUCGACCCACCCCGACGCCACCCUCGUCGCCGAGUAGCAGCAGGCAUAGCAAUUGCUCCAGCACCCGUCAUCGAUCUAGUUGUUCUGCGAGCCGCAGCUCGUCUUACACGCGCUAAGACACGCGUAAAUUGUGUAAAUUCCCCAUCUCCGAAGCCGAUAUUCCUCCUCGUACACUAGACUUGGAGCGGCGUGGUUCCGAUUCUGGUUACGACCUGACCCGGCACCAUACAUCGAGUUUCUUCGCUAAUUGGCUCCCGAGAGGUGUUAAUUUAAGAAUGAAAAUGCUGGGUUUCGCAUGGAAGGGAUCGAAGAAUGUUUCAGAAUUAAGGAUCUGUUGAAUUGUUUUUCUGAAACGACAGAUUGCAUCGGGAUUAUUUCUUGCGAAACUCUGAAAGUUGAUUUUUAUGUCGACGAAAAUUUGAAAUCAUCAUCGAUAAAAUUUUCAAGUGUUUCUAUUCAUCUAAACAACAAAAGAUUUAAAAGACGAUUGGAGAACUUUGUCUGAAGGGCCAAGUCGACUUUCAGAUAUUUUUAUGUUUGCAAAAAAGAGUUUAUGUUAAUCUAGGAUAACGAUUUGUAAUCAGAAUUAUCUAAAAAUGUGUAAAGGCAGCUGUGUAUGUUGAUCAUACGUUUUCUUUCUCUCAGAUAUUAUUCGAAUGGCGUGUUAUUUAAUAGAUGCAAUCCCACACGUUUAAUAGAGAGAAAUUAAUUUUUGAGUAGAGACGCCAUUUCGAGCAUAAUGCAUAAGUAGUAUGCAUUUUUUUUUACAACACAAAAUAUUUUAAUCGA
Molecule: messenger RNA, 4371 nt
Organism: Camponotus floridanus (Florida carpenter ant)
Lineage: Eukaryota; Metazoa; Arthropoda; Insecta; Hymenoptera; Formicidae
Gene: Srrm234
Product: serine/arginine repetitive matrix protein 2
Exons: 8
Coding region: 483-3698 (1071 amino acids)
Molecular function (GO): mRNA binding
Source: RefSeq, a predicted model, not a curated record